AGUGAGGCAAGCGUGUUUUGGAAAUUAUAGUGUAAAAAAAUGUUUAAAUAAUAUGUCAAAGACUGUAAUAAAUAAUGUACGAUCGAUGUAAGAUGAUCAAAACAAAAAUGGAAAUUUCUUGUUUAAAAGUGAUUCAUUUCGUAGCAGCAAAAUGAAACUGUUUUACAAUCUUAUGAUCAAAAUGCACCAAAAAAUAAUGAAAAACGUGUUUAA
Messenger RNA from Rotaria sordida, 213 nucleotides. Lineage: Eukaryota; Metazoa; Rotifera; Eurotatoria; Philodinida; Philodinidae. The record is from the annotation of a GenBank genome assembly.